CCUCUUGCUAUUCUCAUCGAAGGAAACAGCAGCGUCCAUGGCAAAGCCUGGUUGCCAAGAGACAUGUGGGAACGUUGGGAUUGUUUAUCCAUUUGGUAUUGGCAGAGGCUGCUACCAUGACAAAAAUUUUGAGGUCUCAUGCGCCUACUCCUCCAACCCUCCACGCCCUUCUCUUGUGGUGCUUCAAGUUGAAGUUUUGAAGACGUCACCGGAUAAUGUGAGAAUUUGUGAUUGGACUGUGGCUGCUUGUUACUUUGAUUACACAUCACAAGCGGCAUCGGCUUUUACGCCCAUGGAGCCUUACAGUUAUUCCCACGCAGAAAAUAAGUUUAUAGGCAUUGGGUGUGACAUAGGUGCUUAUAUCGGUGAAUUAAAUCGUACAAGCCGUAGCCUAACAAGGUACGCGGGCGGGUGUGUGUCAGUUUGCCACAUACCUGGAGGUCGAGCCUGGUCUAAUCGUACUUCCUGCUCUGGAAUUCGCUGCUGCCAGACUACUUUCUCAAACGAUCUUUCAAACGUUGAUCUAUGGCUUACCAACAUGAGCAUGUGGUCCAAGGCCAUGGCCGGAUCGAACUCCAAUCCAUGUAGCUUUGCCAUCAUUGCCGAGAAGAACUUCUCGGACUUUGAUCGAUUUGACACCACGUUGUCCGGUGAAAACAAAACCUACUUUUACCCUGCAAUAUUGAAUUGGGCAAUCGGAAACAAAUUUUGCCAAGAAGCCCGAAAAAGAAGCGAUUAUGCAUGUGGCAGCAACAGUCGUUGUGUUGAUUCUGAUCAAGGCAGUGGAUAUAAGUGUCGUUGCAGUCAAGGCUACCGCGGGAACCCUUACCUUCAAGAUGGCUGCAUAGAUAUUAAUGAGUGCAUGGACCCAAACAACACUCUUUGCAAAAAAGGAGCUGUAUGCAUAAACACAUAUGGAGGCUACUAUUGUGCCAGCCCACCUGGUUACCAUAGCCAUGAUAGCCAACCUGAACAUGGGUGUGUACGUGACAAAGUAAAACUAAAGGCAGCUAUUCUCGUUACGUCAGGAAUAGGAAUAGCUGUUGUUCUUCUGAUCCUACUUGCUGUUGGCUUCUGGUUGCAUCGACAACUUGAGGAAAGAAAGAAAAACAAACUCAAGCAGAAACUCUUCAAAAGGAAUGGUGGUCUCCUAUUGCAACAACAAAUCACUUCAAGUGGUAAAGGAAGUGUUGAGAAAACAAAACUCUAUACCAUAGAAGAGUUGGAAAAGGCAACAGACAACUUCAAUGCAAGUCGAGUUCUUGGCAGGGGAGGUCAUGGGACAGUGUAUAAAGGGAUGCUAUUGGAUGGAAGCAUAGUAGCCAUUAAGAAGUCAAUCAUAGUUGACGAGAGGCAAGUAGUUACGUUUGUCAAUGAAGUUUUCAUUCUUUCACAGAUUAACCAUAGACACAUAGUGAAGUUGUUAGGUUGCUGUCUAGAGAGCGAAGUUCCUUUACUGGUUUAUGAAUAUGUCUCCAAUAGCACUCUCUCUCACCAUCUCCAUGAUAGGAACUGUGAAUCAAAAUUAUCUUGGGAAAAGCGCUUGCGAAUUGCAGAUGAAAUUGCAGGAGCCCUUGCUUAUUUACAUACAUAUGCUUCUCCAGCUAUCCUUCAUAGGGAUAUCAAGUCUAGUAAUAUACUGUUAGAUGAGCACUUUAGGGCUGUGGUUUCUGACUUUGGACUUUCAAGGUCAAUAACCCAUGAAAAAACACACUUGACCACACUAGUGCAGGGCACAUUUGGUUACUUGGAUCCAGGGUAUUUUCGAUCAGGCCAAUUUACGGAUAAGAGUGAUGUAUAUGCCUUCGGGGUAGUGCUUGCCGAACUUUUAACAGGUGAAAAAGUAAUUUGUUCUAGUAGAUCUGAAGCAAGUCUAGCAACUCACUUUAGACUGGCAAUGAAACAGAAUUACCUGUUCGAAAUUCUAGACAAGGUAAUCCUGGAUGAUGGUCAGAAAGAGGAGAUUCUUGCUGUUGCUAGGCUUGCUAAGAUAUGCCUGAAGUUGGGAGGGAAGAAAAGGCCAACCAUGAAAGAAAUAGCAGCAGACCUCGACCAAUUAAGGAGGACUAUGGAGCAGCCAUCACUUCAACGGACUUGCCAGGACAACUGCUCUGUAAGUGGAAGGUCAUAUUCUUAUGCAUCUACUAGUGCAGUUACAGAAGAGUAUGUACAUGAAGACCAGGACUUUCCUAAACCAUACGGCAUGACUACUUAAAGCUGCAGCUGGAUAUCAAAAGGUUUGUGAAACAAAUUCAUGUAUGAUUCUGCUGUCCACUUUAUCUGAUGGUUGGGAAGAUUUUCAGCCUCUGGCUUUGAUUCUACAUGUUCAAAGUUGUAGUCCUUAAUAUGUACAUAUAACACUUGCGCGUUUGAUUUUAUGGUUCA
This is a messenger RNA of Vitis riparia (riverbank grape), 2385 nucleotides long. RefSeq names its product wall-associated receptor kinase 5-like. Gene Ontology annotation, molecular function: calcium ion binding; polysaccharide binding; ATP binding. Gene Ontology annotation, biological process: cell surface receptor signaling pathway; protein phosphorylation. Gene Ontology annotation, cellular component: plasma membrane. Bases 38 to 2215 code for a protein of 725 amino acids. The transcript is spliced from 3 exons. The record is from RefSeq and is a predicted model, not a curated record. NCBI's taxonomy places the organism in Eukaryota, Viridiplantae, Streptophyta, Magnoliopsida, Vitales, Vitaceae.